Molecule: messenger RNA, 1387 nt
Organism: Cyprinus carpio (common carp)
Lineage: Eukaryota; Metazoa; Chordata; Actinopteri; Cypriniformes; Cyprinidae
Product: taste receptor type 1 member 1-like
Biological process (GO): G protein-coupled receptor signaling pathway
Cellular component (GO): membrane
Molecular function (GO): G protein-coupled receptor activity
Source: RefSeq, a predicted model, not a curated record
AUGAGGUUUGCUGUUGAGGAGAUUAAUAACUCCACCACUCUUCUGCCCAAUGUUUCUCUGGGCUAUGAAAUUUUUGACUAUUGUUCUAAUACAAAAAAUAUAAAUUCAGUCUUAAGUUUCAUCUCAAAGAAUGGCUCAGUAAAACCUAAAGAAAAACUCAACAACUAUCAGCCUAAAGUGAUAGCUUUAACAGGACCAUUUGGAAGCACAAGAACUAUUACUAUUGCACCACUGCUAACAAUGGACCUAAUACCACUGGUGAAUUAUGGAGCUGCUAGCUAUGCGUUAAGCAAUAAACUUCAUUAUCCUUCUUUUGUAAGAACAGUCCCUAGCAACAAAGACAUGAUAGAGAUGAUUAUUCAAAUCAUACGGUGGUUUGGAUGGAACUGGGUUGCCUUUCUUGGUAGCAAAGAUGAUUACAGUUCAGAUGGACUAAAGCUGUUUAAUGAGUUUGUAAAAAAUACUGGUAUUUGUUUGGCCUAUCAAGAGGGUCUAAGUCUAAAUGCAAACUACAGUCUAACGGUUAAAAAAAUUGAUAGGCUCAACAUCAAUGUCAUUGUUGUUUUCGCUGUGGCACAAUAUGCAAGCAAAAUUAUCAAAGCAGCCAUAGCGAACAACAUCCAAGAAAAAGUAUGGAUUGCAAGUCAUGCAUGGGCUCUGAAUCAACAGCUUCCAAGAGAGCCAGGAAUUGAGAAAAUUGGCACAGUCAUUGGAAUUACUGACAGACUGUUGUCAUUCCCCGGAUUUAGUGAAUUUGUCUAUAAAGCUAGAGCAACAACUGAUGUUGGCUAUGAUGUUGCUGAGGGUGAAGUCAAAAGUAAGACAUGUAAUCAAGUUUGUGAUUACUGCUCAUUACUGACUGCAGAGGAGAUUAUAAACGAGAAUCCCUCAUUCUCCUUUGGCAUCUAUGCUGCCAUAUAUACGAUAGCUCAUGCAUUACAUAAAGUUCUGCAGUGUGACAUCAAUGAAUGCCAGAAAAAUACAAUGGCCAAGCCAUAUAUGCUUCUGGGAGAGAUAAAGAAAUUGGAUUUUAUACUCAAUGGCCGUGAGGUGAAAUAUGAUGAGAAUUAUGAUCCAACCAUCAGUUAUGAUUCUGUGCUCUGGCGCACUGAUGUGAAUCCUCCACAGUUUCUUAUGGUGGGCACAUAUGAUAAACAUCCAGAAAUUACUUUUACCAUGGACAACUCUCUCCUGCCCUGGCAUAACAAUGGUUCUGUUCCUUUCUCAAACUGCUCUGUUGAGUGUAAGGUGGGACAUUCAAGAAAAACUGAAGGUUUUCAUAGUUGCUGUUUUACGUGUAAAAAAUGCCCGCCUAACAGCUAUGUGGAUUUUUCUCGUAAGUACCUCAGGUGGAAGUCAAUGACAAUUUGAUAUUUAAAAUGAGAGU